GUAACGAAAAGAAAAAUAAAUACAUUUAUUGAUAUUCCACCACCUGCCUGAUCAGCGUGAUAGCAGCCGCAGCAGUGAGCUGAGCACGGAGCAAGUUUAUAGUAACUCACUGUGCGGUACCAGACGACCAUUUGCUCUGCUGCUCGUUUCACUCAUCAUGCCCCCUCGCUGGCUACUUAUAAGCUUGGUGUGCUCGGCGGCGGCCUCUCAGUGUCCCACAGAUUAUGCUCAGCAUCCCGUCAUCUUGGUCUCCACGGAUGGUUUUCGCGCAGAUUACUUGAACCGCGAUUUGACGCCCACCUUGAAGAAACUGGCCGAGACUGGAAUUCACGCUCCCUAUCUACAGCCUUCCUACCCCACCCAGACGUUCCCCAACCACUAUACCAUUGUCACGGGCCUGUACCCAGAAUCCCACGGCAUCAUUUCCAACAAAUUUUACGACCCUGAAUUUCACGCCACCUUUUCCAUUGGCACUGAGGAGUCGAAGAAGGGGCGGUGGUGGGGCGGUGAUCCCAUCUGGAACACUAUCACGCGCCAAGGCAAAAUCAGCGCCACCUUCUUCUGGCCGGGAUCUGACGUGCCCAUUGAUGAUCAAUACCCAACCUACUGGGUGGAGUUCGAUGAGUCGAUUCCCUUCGAGUAUCGCGUCGACAAGGUUCUGGAGUGGGUGUCCCUGCCUGAGGAGGAGCGUCCAGUCUGGAUUUCAUUGUAUUUCCAAGAGCCUGAUCACACCGCGCACAUGACAGGGCCGGACAGUUCCCUGGUGAACAAGAAGCUGCAGUAUGUGGACCAGAUGCUGCAGCGUCUGGUGGAUGGUCUGGAGGAGAGGGAACUGCUGUCUUGUGUCAACCUCAUCAUCCUGGCUGACCACGGGAUGGCUUCAUCUGUGGAUCUUCCUGAUUAUGUCAUAAAUUUAAAGGAUUACAUCCCUGACAUAUAUGAUGCUGCCUACACCUUCACUGGAGCUUUCUCACGAAUUGACCCCAAAAAUAAGAGUGAAGAGGUGGAGCAGGACAUGAUGAGUAAGUUGGCAUGCAAGCGGGAGGAGCUCAGAGUGUAUCAGCGGGAGGACCUGCCCACACGACUCCACUUUUCUAAUAAUCGUCGCAUCGAGGACAUUGUGCUGGAUCUUGAUCCCGGCUAUGUAGCGACAGUGUCCUCCAGCUUCAGCAACCUGGGGAACCAUGGCUAUGAUUACUACAAUCACGAGAUGGAUGCUCUGUUCAUUGCUUUGGGGCCAGAUUUCCUGCACAACAUGGAAAUAGAACCGUUCCACAAUAUUGAGCUGUAUAAUCUGAUGUGUCACCUGACUGGUGUGAAUCCUUCGCCCAACAAUGGUACACUCGGCUCCCUUUACCACAUCCUGGCUCAUCCUCCAGAGUAUCCACAACUUCCAGAGGAGGAGAAGCCCACUACAUCAGGAUUCCCUGAAGGAGACUUGGGUCCCUUGUUGGGCAUGUCUGGCUGUGAGGGGGAUUUGGAAUUCCCAGAAGACUGGUUGGCUUCCCUAAACUUCAGCUUUGAGCAGCAGCAGGAACUGGAGGCCAUUCAUGUUCCCUGGGGUAUUCCACACUCUGGCCACCUUCCUGCUAAUCUUACUCUCCUUCACCACCCAGACCAUGUGACAGCUUACUCCGAGGCCCUGAGAAUGCCACUGUGGACCAGCUUCAGUGUGGAGAGUGGCCGACCAGGAACACCUUUGAAGCAGUGGUGUAGUGAUGUGCGCCUUCAUACAGACACCACUCAGACCUGUGCCUCUUAUGGUGUACUGGAGCCUCUCAACAUCACCAUGCAUCCUCUCUUUGCCCCAAAGUACUCCAAGGAUGCCUCGUUGGGCCGCUUGCCUUACCUGGUGAGCAAUGCUGUGCCCGUCUCCCUUUCACUGGCCAAGCACUGGGAGCAGCUGAUGGACCUACUAGUGCCGGCCUGGCUGGAGGCACUGGGGCCUCUCAAUCUGCUGGUGGGACCAGUGUUUGACAAUAAUGCUGACUCAUUCCCUGAUAACUUCUUAGAUUUCAGCUCCCCAGAGGUUCCGUCUGACCUGUUUGCUGUCAUCACCCGGUGCACAGAGCCCGUGUCCUCCUUGACGGUGUGUCCUCAUGCAAAACUUGAUGCCAAUUCUUUCAUCUUUCCACAAAAGCAGCUGGUGACCAACUGCAUGGAUGCUGAGAAAUACACCCAUGAGUUCAGCGCAAAAGUCCAUGAUAUAGAGUUGGUGACUGGCCUCACCCUGUACCCAGACACUGGUGCCCACAACAGAACCAGCCUCAUCCUGCGCUCCCACUCUGACAUGUGGCUCGUACCUUCCCCACCACUGCUGUGACCCACCACACAAAAAAACAGGGAGAGCUAACAAAUGUUUGCUGCAGAUCAUUCCAGACCACUAUUCUUCAUAAAAUUAACACAAUUAAAUUAAAUGAUUUUAUAAUAAUUCAUGAAGCAUCAGCUGAAUAAAUGUGGAAAAAUGUUGACAUCUGUAAUUUUUUUUUAUUUUUAUUUAUUUAUUUAUUUAUUUAUUUAUGUCAGUUUCCCUAGUGUAUCAGGGGCAGGACAGUGCCUCCUAAUGAAGGACUGAUUUGGCAUCUAGGAAGUGUAACCCUCAGACCGUGGCCAGGAUUCAAACCUGUGCGCCUGAGGACCCCUUGGCCUCCAAAGCAAAUCAUCUGCACCACAGUGGCCCCAUAAAUUAUUUCUGUAUACAUACCAUGUAUAAAUUUCCUCAUGUUUGCACUUCUAACAGUUUAGUCAAGUCUUGCUACUUCUUUUUUGGAAGAGUAAAGUGAUCAACAAUAUUUCACACAAUAAAACUUUGUAUGUAUACUCCUAUAAUGGAAUGUUCUCAAGGAGGGUUGAAGGAAAUUUUUGUAAUAUUUGCUAAAAGAUGUGCUUAAUUAAAGCAACUUUCCUUGCCUUGACUUUUUCUGCUGGCUAUGUAGUGAAAACACUGUGGCAGUUUUCUGACUCCCCCUCAAGUAGGACCAGACCUUCCUUGUCACCUUUAUAGUAGGACACUCUGCCUCCUCAAGCUGCAUAAAAUACAACAUGAUAGGAAAAGAAUUUAAAAUGUUUAUGAUACAGAACUGCAGCACCAACAAUAUUACCUUCUCUUUGUGUUUGUCCAAGACAUUGAUGUCUGAGGAUAUUCUUUCAGAAGAUAGGUAAGUUAGCAAAUGAACUUCAUUGACAAGCAGAAAGGAAGACUGUGCAUACACCAACAAUGUCACAUUACAAGUCAUAUGGGUAAUGUGACAAGAUACCUUUGUAAAAAUACAUAAGCAUCUAAUUUCCUUAUUCUCACUCACAAACUUUAGAUACCUAAGUUAUACAAAUUUACCAGCCAAUGUGUCCACUGCAGAACAAGACUUCAAUAGUACUGGAGGUGCUGAGCCAUGUAGUGUUUUGCCACUGGAUGAAGGCAUGUUGCCAGGCUGUCAGCCAGGGUGCCACACCACACCUCCACACUUGUUAUUACAGAUUGAAUAAAUACAGUACUAAAUACAUUUCACCCAUAAUAAAGACUAGAAAUUUGUUCCACAUGAUGAAAUGAGAAUGUGGUUAUUGGGCCUGAACACUGUAGAACACACUGUAUCAAAGACACUGAUGUGAAAAUGUCUAAAUGAGAGAACCAUGUAGGCAGUGUAAUAUUUUUUUUUAUUUUAGCAUUCACCCAAUGCUACAUAGUACAGGAUCUCAUCAGUCUGAGAUGCACAUUGAUAACUCAUGAGCUCUUCUACUGUCAAAUGCCUUUACUUAUGAUGCCCAUAACAAUACAUAACAAGUAGUAUUUGCAGUUUGUAUAUAGAUACUCAAAGUAUUUCAAUACAGUAAAUCACAUUUCUUGGCCACCACCUCUGGCCUGCCACACUUACAGUGCUAUGCAGAAAGUAAACAGUAUGGUAAAACAUAUCAGCUGCUGUCUAAAUAUAGAAUUAUUUUCUUGGCAAAUAGUGACCUCAUUAUACACAAGUAAACUCUUAACUGGUGACACUCAACACUGUCUGGAGUGUUGGUGACAGACAACAUUGCCCAGAGCAUGGUGCUGUACUGGUGUGUGUGUUCUGUAUUCACUCAUUGCUCAGGCUGUAUGAAAAAUGCACAAUGGUGGAAAAUAUAAAAGCAGAUAUAUAAACAAACAAAUCAAUCAGUUUAGAGAGAUGAAAAUAUAUAAAUUGAAUACACAAUAUUACUCAAUCUUUUAUUUUGCAUUUGAGAAUUUCAACCCAGUGAUUAUUACUAACCUAUUUUUUGUGGAUUCAAUGACAAUCGUUUCAUGAAAUUUCAUUUAACACAGUACCUACUAAAAUAAGUGAACUAAGUAGGUUACAACAGGUCUUCAGUGGAGUCUGUGGUACUUGAGGUAUUCCAAAGCUUCCACUAGCAUGGGAAACAGCAUGUCAGAGUCCCACUGAGUACAGUGGAUUGUCCUGAUAAUGUGGCAUUGUGAAUGACACUGCAGUAACUUCGUACCAUGUUAUAGAAAACCAUUAUCCUCUCCAUUAUCUCUACAAAAUGUCAUUCAAAAGAGAAAUCAUGAAAUUACUUAAGGAAAUCUUGAGUUGACUAUCAUUACUUGAUAGUAUCCUCCAGUGAACUGAGGAAAACCCCAAACAGAAUUAGAAGUGACCUGAUAAAAAAAAAAAAAGUAAUAUGAACAUGGUCACGUUCAAGUUUCUGAGGAUCAAAGAUUCAGUUAUUGAUGUAACGCAAGAAAUUAUGAGGUGCUCCUUGUCAUAAGGGGAUACAAUGUACGGACUUGGUGGUUUAUAUGAACCCAUCUUGCCAAGUAGCUCAUAGUGAUGCCACCUUUCAGUGAACACUUGUACCCUGAUGUCCUGUGCUCAAUUCUUGAGGUGCACAACUGAGAACCAAAGAUAAGGAUGUCUCUCAUUUGCAAUUAAUUUUCUACACUAAAGAUGAGGGUAAGAAGAUGACCUUUUCGGAUAAAUAUCGUGUCCUUUGAGUAUCACCACCAAACUGAAGCAUGUGCAGGUGAGAACACUCACAAUCUAAUCUGAGAGACCAGAGCUGUGUAGCAACAUUGUACAUAUAAGUUUAUUUUAGCCAGCUGACUACUAAGUUGUCAUCUUUAGCUGAGCUGUUGCAGCAAGUAAGUACAGAUCUUGUCUUCAUAUAAAAAAAAUAAAUAAAUAAAUAAAAAAAAUCAGAUACAGCCAAGACAGCAAAUACAUUUGUGUGUUUUUUUUUUUUACAUUAGAUAGAGAUAAAAGUGAUACAACAUCAGUGUUAUUAAACAUCUAUAGUGUCUCAAAAGAUAAAGUAUUGUUAAAUUAUAUCUAACUAAAUGGAAAAGAAUACUACAGAAUGAAUAACUUACAGAUGAGAAAAUUGUUAACUGUUGGUGAAGCUUUGUAUUCUACAUGGUUUCAUGAGCAUCAGCUUUUGUGCCGUAGUAAUGCCAACACAAAACGCCUCUUGUACAGUGAAGCUCUGCCAUGAAGAACUGGUUGGGAAUAUUGGAACUAUUAAAGCUGAUUUUUUUUUUUUUUUUUUUUUUUGAUUAUCAUUUUCACCACAUAAUGUUAUGGAACAUGCUAUGUGCUGA
Messenger RNA from Scylla paramamosain (green mud crab), 5563 nucleotides. RefSeq names its product venom phosphodiesterase-like. Lineage: Eukaryota; Metazoa; Arthropoda; Malacostraca; Decapoda; Portunidae. The record is from RefSeq and is a predicted model, not a curated record. Gene Ontology annotation, cellular component: I band; striated muscle dense body; sarcoplasmic reticulum. The transcript has 15 exons. Gene Ontology annotation, molecular function: hydrolase activity; metal ion binding; nucleic acid binding. The coding region runs from base 158 to 2323 and encodes 721 amino acids.